Molecule: messenger RNA, 1746 nt
Organism: Oryza sativa Japonica Group (Japanese rice)
Lineage: Eukaryota; Viridiplantae; Streptophyta; Magnoliopsida; Poales; Poaceae
Source: RefSeq, a predicted model, not a curated record
UUUUUUUUAUUUCUACUAACAAAUUACACAAAAAUUGGAUAUCAUAUUGCAACAUUUGCCUAAAUUAAACUAAAGUGCUUGCUCGGAAUACACUAAUUCGAACCAGGGAAAAGAAAAAAUGCCUUUGUGGUAGCUGAAAGGUUUUUUUUUUUUUAACGGCAGCUGAAAGGUCUCCUAGAGAAGCCCAAAGGUUUUAGAGAAGCCCAAGAGGCAGAGGGGUGGCAAACAAAACCCAACGCCAUCGCAGGAGUUGGUAAAACCCCAGGUGAGCACAAGAAACCCUACCGCCGCCGCCGCUUCCUCUCCUCUUCUUCUUCCACCACCGGAGCAGAGGAAACCAAACCAUGGCCCCCAUCGUGCGCCCCUCCAAAUCUGGCUCCAACUCCGAUUCCGAUUCCCACGCUCACCACCCUCCUCCUGAGCCGCCGCAAGAAAGCUCUGACGGCGAGGACUUGGAGCUCGAGUCCUCCGAGGAACUUGAUUCGCAUGGGGCGCCCACCAAGAAAGCCCCCUUCGUCGCCCCGCCGCCGCCGCCGCCGCCGCCGCCGCCGCCCCAGCAGAAUGGGAAGGAGGUCUCCGAUUCGCCAUCGCUGCCCACCAAUAGUGCCAUCGUCCUCUCCCCGCUACCACCACCGCUGCAGGCGAACAAGAAUCACCAAGACCAAGAUUCUGAGUCUGAUUCCGAUUCUGAUGACGACGAGCCACCGCUGCCCACCAACAAUGCAAUCGUCCUCGCCCCGCCGAACAACCAGGAGUCUGAGUCUGAUUCUGAUUCUGAUGACGACCAAGAGUCAGCGCUGAAGGCGAACAAGAUUGUGUCCUCGUCCGGCGAUGACGACCAAGAGUCCGAUUCCAGUGACGACGAGACGCUGCCAGCGCUUCAGGCCAACAAGAAUGCGUCUCCGUCCGAUGAUGAUGAGGAUGACGACCAAGAGUCCGAUUCCGGUGACGACGAUGUGCUGCUGGACCCCGCGCUUCAGGCGAACAAGAAUGUGCUUGCCUUCAAUGGGAAGAGGAAGGUGCCGCCGCAAGAGGUUGGUCAGUCUCUUCGGCAGCCCAAGAAGAAGAAGAUGGAGGCACCAGCCCAAGGAAACACAGACAUUGACACGCAAUUCAAGGAGAAGAUUGCGUCCUACUUUUUCCUUGGGAAGGUGGUUUCUCUUCUGGAUGAAGAGCACCCCGACUUGUUUAAGGAGGCUUUCUUGAAGCUUGCUGACAGCAAGGCCAGUGCCCUGGAUGCUAAGAUCAAGCAGCUGACUUUGGCUCAGGUCAGGGUGUCUUUGAAGGGGCGUGACCUGGAGAAGGAACUGAUCAAGUUGCUGUCGGGCUUCCUCAAGUGAUCAUUAUAGACAUGGAGAAAACUUCAAGGAAGUGGGGGCUGACUGGACUGGGGUACAGUAUGCUAAUGCACCUGGUCAUUUUGCUUUUGAUUCUGGCUCAUAUCAACCUCGUUGGUAUCGUCUCAUUUUGGUCCAAGAUGGACAUGUUUAAUCUACUGAUGUAAAUACUCUGGUGAUUUGGGACCACCAAGACUAGCUACUCUACCCCAUAUUUAGAUAGUACUAGCUUAUAUUCCACUGAACUACCUGCACAACAGUUAUUAAUCAUGGUAAACUUCAGUUAAGCUUCAUUCAGAAGCACGCUGUUAUUCUGGUUUUGGUAUGAAUGAUGGUAUUGUGCGACUUCGACGGAACACAAGGUGAAUAGAAGAUCGUAGGGAGGUUUGGAUUCUAUGAUUUUCAUGAA